AUGACAGCACCCAACCCUGAAGACAUCACCUCCUUUGCAUCCAUGGAAGACCCCUUCGUUUCGAAUGGCGGACGGCCAGCCCCACGCGACGCCCACCGAUAUUCGUCAUUCGAUACGCAGCUGUUUAGCCUCAAUGCAUCUUCGCCAGCCCAGGCCAAACGAGCCCUUGAGGCUCAUCUGGCGGAGACGGAACGUCGAUUAGAGGAAGCCUCGAAAUUGGGAACAGCCCUAAUCGAUCAGCAGCAGCAGCUAUCGGAGCAGCUGAAGGAGGUCGAGCAACAGCAGGAUGAGGGAGAGAUGGGCCCGGAAUUGCGACGCAAACUCGCGGACCUGGAGAAGGAGUAUAAUGAGAUCGGUCGUGAGUCGGCGCGGGCAUUUUUGGGGCCCAAACGCCUUGCAGGGGGAGAGGAGGCUCAGCUCGGAACGCCGUCUUUUGAUCAAAAGUCACCUCUAAGCCCGGCUUUGUUCGCCAGUCAAGCCACGAACUCCCCUAGCAAAGUCAGCGUUCCAUCCCGGAAGCAGCGCAAUCAACAGUCAAAUCGUGUCCACGAUAUCGAAUUUGCGACUGAGAUCUCCACCUCCCUUUUGGCUCAAGUCCGCCAGCUACAAGCUCUUCUCGCAGAACGGGAAGAGACGCUCAAGUCUGUUAAUCUGGAAAAGUCGCGACUUGAGUUGGAGGCCGAGGGAUAUGGGCAACGAAUCCGGGCACUUGAUGACAGUGAGCAGCGCUACAAGGACGAAAAUUGGGCACUGGAGACGCAAGCACACGAGUUGAUGGCGGCUGCUAGAGAAGCUGCAGAGCGUGAGAGUCGACUCAAUACCGCGCUGACCGCGUCAACUUCUGAAAAGAACGCCAUUGAACGGGAAUUGGAGGAGCUACGGCAAGCCAAUUCGAGGUUACUUGAGGAUCAGAGCUUGAUGCAGAAGGCAAACGAUGCAGAAAUCCAUCUUCUACGCCGGAAUCUGAAUUCUGGCGAGCUGGAGAAGUCUGCUUUGCACAAGAAGCUCGCAGAAAUGACAUCUCAGAAUCAAGAGCUUGCUAAGGCUGUUGCCAUGCGUUUAAGGCAGCACGAAACUCAGGGCAACCGGGAUAUUGCUUAUAAUGAUGAUGAUGAUGAGCCGGAGCAAAUCACACCUGAAAGUUCCCCGCCACCCUCCCCUAACAAGUUCACUCCUCGACAUGGCCACCUGGAGUCCGAAACCUUGAAGAGCUCGCUUGGUCACGCUCACCGCAUGAUCCAAAAUCUUAAGAGUACCAUUCAUCGUGAGAAGACUGAGAAGAUCGAGCUCAAACGCAUGCUGCAAGAUGCCCGUGAUGAGAUUGAGACACGUCGCCGUGAGACUACUGCUCCAAACGGAUCAAGCAAGCGACAGAAGACAAAGACAGAUUCGUCUCGAAAGCCUCCUCGUCCAGACCUUCUGGGCGCGGGCCGCAAAGAGAAGUCCUUUGUUGAACUUCAUGAUACCGAUUGGGAAGAUAACGCCGGUCAGAUCAGUCCUACUCACAAGCCUGCCAUGACCAGGUCGAUGGGUCGCCCUGGCACAGUGUCCCCCGAUGAGCCCAGUGACAUCUACCAGACAGCCACUGAAGCUGAAGACGGAUUUGAGACGGCAAAUGAGCGAGCAACCGCAACCGAAAGUGAAGCAUUCCAGACCGGCGUGGAAAGCAUGGCGGAUGACAGCAGUGACUCGGCAGAUCUUACUGAGACUGAGAACAAUGUCCAAACAACUCCACGCAGCCGAGGUCCCUCUUCCCUGAUGAUGUCCAAGACUCGUGAUCGCGAUUCUUAUCACAGCACGGCUUCUGCCUCUACCGAUGACGAGGAUUAUGAUUCAGGAUUCCCCUCCCCAAGCCAAAGACAUAUCUCCCGGCCUCGGGUCAAGUCUAAGCGAAGCAUGUCAAGACGCAUUCGCCCAUCCGGGGAGGCGCCAUUCGCCUCGACUAGUCGGCCCUCAAGCUCUCGUGAAUCACCCGCACCUACGUUUGAGCGAGCACCAGUAUCUCAAGAGGGCCAGAGCCUCUUUGCUGAACUAGCAGAACUCGAAGGUGGCGAUGAAGAUGAGCAAACUUCUCAGGCUUCUACGCCGCGCAUGGAGGCUACACCAGGCUCACGCAGACCUUCAGAGGCCAUGUUGGACGCGUCGCCUAAGCCUAUUAUGGUUGACUCUGGGGUGAUGACCGAACCUUGGGAGCAUACGCUUCCCAUCAGUGCCAAUUUUGCUACUGAAGCUGCUCUUCCAAGCACGCCGACCCAGCCAACAGCAGACCGAGGAGUCGCCGAGGAAGCACAGGCAACGCCAAGACUGGUCAGCGCAGGAACACAGUGGACACCGCACAAGCCCUCGCCUGCGGAUGGUGAUCAUUUGGCUAAUGUCCCUACGCCGCCAAAGAUGCUCUGGGAUGAACGUUCGGUUCAAGAGGCAAAUGCCCAACCUGAGCUGCCAGAAAUGGGCAUUGCGGACAUCUCUUCCGAACAAACCACGCCUCAGGCUCCCAAGCACCCUGAGCUAAGUGUCUCCUAUAUCAACGGCGGCAUCACCGCUCCUGUGAAGCAUGAGUUCCCCGCACCGGUGAUUCCGGAACUGACCGUGUCUUCGGUCUCAUCACAGACUACCAGUCCCAUUCUGCCCAAGCUUCACGUGCCAGAACCAAUUAUCAAACAUGUGGAUGUCAUUAAAUACGUUGAACGCGAGCCAGAGGUGCCUGAGCUGUCCUUCUCCUCUAUCACCACUCAGACCACGGCGCCUGUUCAAGCAACUCUUGCUUUACCAGAACCCGUCAUUAAAUAUGUGGAUGUAAUUAAACACGUCGAGCGUGAGCGCGAGCUGCCCGAGUUGAGUUUCUCGUCUAUCACCACACAAUCUACAUCACCCGUCAAGGCAACCCCUGCGGAGCCGGAACGUGUGAUCGAAUACGUCGACGUUAUAAAGCAUGUUGAGCGUGAUCCUGAGGUGCCUGAAUUGACAUUCUCCUCUAUCACCACUCAAUCUACAUCACCCGUCAAGGCUACACCUGCUGAGCCGGAGCGUGUUAUUGAAUACGUCGAUGUUAUCAAGCAUGUGGAGCGUGUGCCUGAAUUGCCUGAGCUGGCGUUCUCUUCUAUCACUACACAAUCUACAUCGCCCGUUAAGCCAACCCCUGCGGAGCCGGAACGUGUGAUUGAAUAUGUUGAUGUUAUCAAGCACGUUGAGCGUGAGCCUGAAUUGCCUGAGCUGACGUUCUCGUCUAUCACUACACAAUCGACAUCGCCCGUUAAGGCAACCCCUGCGGAGCCGGAACGUGUGAUUGAAUAUGUUGAUGUUAUCAAGCACGUUGAGCGUGAGCCUGAAUUGCCUCAGUUGACCUUCUCCUCUAUUACUGCUCAAACAACGGAACCUAUCCGAGCAACCGUUUCUCAACCGGAGCCUGUCAUCAAAUACAUUGAUGUUAUCAAGCACGUUGAGCGUGAGCGUGAAGUUCCCGACUUGACUUUCUCCUCAAUCACCGCUCAGUUCACCGCGCCUAUCAAGGCUAAUGUUCCUGAACCAAUUCUCCCUAGUUUGACAAUCUCUUCCCUUGAUCCGACAUACACCGAGCCGGCCAUUCCAAAGCCUCGGGCUAUGCCUGAGCCGCCGGCGUUGUCUUUCUCCUCUGUGCGCUCCGUGGAAACUCAGCCUGUGCAGUCUGCAUCGCCUGUUAUUCCCACGGUGGCGCACCUGUCUACCCAAACUGAGCCAACAGAAGACUCAAAGGCCGCAGUGCUUGUUCAUGAGGACCAUUCUAGUGAGACUACUCGCAGCCGUGCCAACACCAACAACAGUGACCAACUUGCUGGUGCCGGGCUGGCUUUGAACGAUAUCUCAGGCAACGCUCUCGCUCGCUCCACCAGAAGACAGUCUAGUUUUGUCACCAUGGACCAUGGCGCGCAAACAAUCCUGUCUUCGAAGCAAAUCGACCAGAUCCUUAUGGAACGCGGCUCUACACGGCCGCAUACUUCAGAGAGUCAACUCACAGGGCAAUCAAAGGAGUCUGCUGUCGUCGGCGCAGCCGCUGCAGCACCUUUUGUAACACCCAAGCCUCAGUCUCGGCCUCGUCUUUCGCAGAUUCAAUCUGCCAAGUCGACGCCCAGUUACCAUCGGCCUCACAGCGCUACAAGCCAGACAUCUGGUCUCAGUGCUCACCCACCCCUGCCUCACGAUCACCGGGAGGCGAUUAUGGCCGCCGAGAAGAAGUCUGUCGAUGCGGCGCCACCUUCCCCCACCGGUGUCAUGGGUCCUCCUUUGGCCCCCGCCUCUGCCUAUCGCAUGAACACACAGCGACCGCUUACGCCGAACGAACAGGCUACGCGCUCUGGCUCUGCGAGAACCGUUUCCUCUCAGCCCAGAAUGAGGAGAAGCAGUCAAAGUCAGAUGUCACGACGAUCCUCGGUUUCGUCCUUCGCGUCCGAGAUUGAGGAGCGUUUCAACAUGAACCCUCAUGCCGGUCCUAUGCCUCAGGGCUAUGGACCUAACACUGACCCUCGCAUGAUCCAGGCCAUCACUCAGACCAUGAUUGGCGAAUUCCUUUGGAAGUACACUCGCAAGACCGGUUCGGCAGACAUGUCUUCAACGAGGCACCGAAGAUACUUCUGGGUCCACCCCUAUACCCGUACGUUGUACUGGAGUGCGCACGACCCGCAAACCGCUGGAAAGAGCGAACUUCGUACCAAGAGUGUGCCUAUUGAGGCAGUGCGGGUGGUUGCUGAUGAUAACCCGUACCCACCGGGUCUUCACUGCAGGAGCUUGGAGGUUGUCAGCCCUGGCCGACGGGUUCGGUUCACGGCUACGACCAGCCAGAGACACGAGACUUGGUUCAAUGCAUUGUCCUAUCUUCUUUUGAGGGAGACCAACGACAACUGUGAAGACCACAACAGCGUGACCCUCGAUGAUAUCGACGAGUUCAAUCCUAGUUUCCGAUCUGGCUCUCAACAGGGAACAAGGAUGUCGUUUUCCUCUUACAACAGUCGCAACGUUCGUAAUGCACCCAAGCAACAACGAGCGGCAUCUGCUAUGUCCAUGCGGUCUGGCGGAGGCCGUGCUUCCCCGGCGCUCAGUACACCCGGGCCAAACUCAUUGCAAGUCCCCGAUGAAGCCCACCAACGCUCUUCGUCACGGCUGAGCACGAUCUCCAGCUCAAUCCGGGGAUCAAUUGCCAGUCUGAAGGGACGGCACGGCGCCCAGUCUCCUAGCAUGCUUGAUGAAAGCAUCCGCGGCCAAGACAGCGUCGAUGACCUGAGGCAUGCCCAUGAGACACAAGACUUGGACCGGCUCGAAAAUGUCCGUGCCUGCUGUGAUGGCAAGCACGACGUGGGUUCUCUUUCGCGUACUAGUCGGUAUAGCCCGAGAGUCGAUCGCAUCCACUCCCCCCACCCUCAUUGA
Penicillium arizonense is the source of this 5397-nucleotide messenger RNA. RefSeq names its product putative nuclear migration protein (ApsA). Gene Ontology annotation, cellular component: cell cortex; mitochondrion. The coding region runs from base 1 to 5397 and encodes 1798 amino acids. Gene Ontology annotation, molecular function: phospholipid binding; tubulin binding. The transcript has 2 exons. Gene Ontology annotation, biological process: maintenance of protein location in cell cortex; dynein-driven meiotic oscillatory nuclear movement; establishment of mitochondrion localization. The record is from RefSeq and is a predicted model, not a curated record. Lineage: Eukaryota; Fungi; Ascomycota; Eurotiomycetes; Eurotiales; Aspergillaceae.